ACCCUUGCUAACAGUACUUUGGACAUAACAGACGGAAGCAGCUUAGUGCACAGGCAGACAAGAUAGUCAGUGCUUAUCCCUGAGCGCAGGAGGAGAAAUAUGUCUGAUUUCACAGAUGCAAAGGUAUAUGAAGAGCAGUUUGAUCCCCGGCUGUAUCUGGAAACAUAUUUCCAUUUGGGAUCAGGAAGCCUGGCAGAUAACUUCUUGAAGUUUGCUCUUGAAAAUCUGCAUGAGACUUUCAAAUCAGGUGCUGCAACAGGAUCCACUCUCAUUGACAUUGGAACAGCCCCAUCUAUUUACCAACUUCUCUCAGCGUGUGAUCACUUUAAUGAAAUUACAGUAACCUGGCAUACCAAGAGAGAGCUAGAGGAGCUUCAGAAGUGGCUGAAUAAUGAACCCGACGCGUUUGAUUGGUCUUCUAUAGUGAAGCAUGUGUGUGAAUUAGAAGGAAACAGAGCAAGCUUGAAAGAGAAGGAAGAGAAACUGAAACAAAAAAUCAAACAGUGUUUGAAGUGUGAUGUCAGUAAGAGGAACCCGCUGGCUCCUCUUGAAGCUCCCAAAGUAGACUGUCUUACUGCAACAGUUUGUCUAGAAGCUGCCUGCAAGAGUUACGAGGGCUACGGUACAGCUCUGAGGAACCUCUCCAAUCUCCUUAAACCAAAGGGGCACCUGCUCAUGGCAGGAGACCUUGGAUGCAACUACUAUGAGGUUGGAGCCAAUAAAGUAUUUUCCCUUCCCGUGAGUGAGGUGUUUCUGAAAAAAGCCUUCAGUGAAAAUGGAUAUUGCAUCAAAAAGUUGGUGUCUUUUGGGAAGCCAGAAGAUGCAGGUGCAGAUGCCUCUGAUUAUGAGGGCUUUUAUUUUGUUCAUGCACAGAAAGUGUAGAGAUUAUGUUCGGUUUCCUUAUCUACACCGUGUUUAGUGUGGAUUGCUCUAGACCACAAGGGCCGUUAAUUAAAUAAAAAAUAUAUAUGCUGUG
This is a messenger RNA of Pseudophryne corroboree (corroboree frog), 976 nucleotides long. Its product is annotated as nicotinamide N-methyltransferase-like. Gene Ontology annotation, cellular component: cytosol. Gene Ontology annotation, molecular function: N-methyltransferase activity. The coding region runs from base 100 to 882 and encodes 260 amino acids. NCBI's taxonomy places the organism in Eukaryota, Metazoa, Chordata, Amphibia, Anura, Myobatrachidae. The transcript is spliced from 3 exons. The record is from RefSeq and is a predicted model, not a curated record.